Symbiodinium sp. CCMP2592 is the source of this 1527-nucleotide messenger RNA. The record is from the annotation of a GenBank genome assembly. NCBI's taxonomy places the organism in Eukaryota, Dinophyceae, Suessiales, Symbiodiniaceae.
GUCGAGCAGGGCUGGAUCGAUGGUCCCUAUUGGGCUGAGAGCGAAGUCAGUGAGAGGCUCGGCAGCGCCGAGUGGAUGUGCACCAGGAGAUUCCCCAUCGUCCAGGGGCCGAAGGUUCGCAUCAUAGAUGACUGCCUUCAGAGCGGUCUGAACUCGGCUUAUGCGGCAUACAACAAGCUCAGGUUGAUGGACGCUGAUGCGUUUAUCUCCCUGGUUCUCUUGCUUAUCCGAUGCUCGCACCAGCCCGGCAGCAUGAUUCAGCUCGAUUCAGGGGAACAACUUGUGGUGAAGAGACACCCCGAAUGGGGCGACGGCCUGGAUCUUCUCGGCAAGACUUUGGAUCUCUCCGCAGCUUACAAACAACUGGGCUGCCGGCCCGAUACAAAGUUUAAUCGAGUGUUAGUCGCUUGGAGUCCAGAACGCCGUGCGCCGGCGUUCUUUGUGUCUACCGCCCUGAUGUUUGGAGCGUCAUCGGCAGUCUUUUCCUUUAACCGCUGCUCGGCAUCCCUGUGGCAUCUGGCAGUGACGAUGGGUUCAGUCUGCUGCACUGUGUACUUCGAUGACUUUCCUUGUGCGGAACCAUCGGCCUCGUCGGGCUCAGCGCAGGACUUCAUGGUGGGGCUUCUGUCCACUUGCUUGGGGUGGAACGUCGCUCUGCAACCUAAGAAAAACCAGCCCUUCUCUCAGACCUUCACCUUGCUGGGCAUUGAGCUUUCAUUGAAGACGGCGGACCAGGGCAUCCUGAAGGUGCGCAACAAGCCGGACCGAGUCUUGGAGCUGCGUGCUGAACUUGACCGGCUUUUGUCACAGGGCUACAUGAAGAGGUCUGAGGUGGCGGCCAACGGCUGGGAUGAUGCCCUGGCCGACGAUUUCAAACUUGUGAUUGGCUACAUCGCAGCUUGCUUCGCUACGGACUCCCCGAGGGUGAUACAUGCUCUUGAUUCGCGGUAUGCCAUCAAGCUCUUUACAGAUGGCGCAUGGGACAACAAAAUCGCUGGUGCGGGGGCUGUUCUCCAGUACGCCUUGGACCAGGGACCGAAAGUGGCGGAGGUGGUCGUUCCAGAAUGCCUUAUCGAGCACUGGGGCAGGCAUGGCGGCACUCAGCUCAUCUCGCAGCUGGAGCUCUUUCCCGUGUUGGUGUCACUGGUCAGCUGGGGCCCCCAGUUGGCGGGCAGGCGCAUCCUGGCUUUCAUCGACAACAACGGCGUGCGCGACUCCUUGAUCAAGGGCUCUUCUCCGCUUCCCGACCACUUCGUCAUGCUUUCGAUGAUUGCCUGGGUGGCUCGGCGGUAUCACUUCACGCUGUGGUUCACUCGUGUGGCAUCAGAAUCUAACCCUGCAGACAAGCCGUCUAGAUCGCGAGCGCGGGAGGCUGCUGAAGAGCUCGGUGGAUCCCUUGAGCUUCCCUUGACCUUGGAUGACAUUCUUGUGAAAGGAUUGCUCAGCAAGCGGUCCUUCAUGGAUAUGUGCCAGGGGUCAAUGCCGUUCGGUGAUGGGGAAAAUAUGGGAGAGAGACUGUGGCAGUGA